AUGUCAGAUCGAUUGACUCGUAUAGCUAUAGUAACCUCAGACAGAUGCAAGCCUAAGAAGUGCCGUCAAGAAUGCAAGAAGAGUUGCCCCGUCGUCAAAACUGGGAAACUGUGUAUCGAGGUGACUCCGGCUUCGAAGAUAGCUUUUAUCUCAGAGGAGUUGUGUAUUGGAUGCGGUAUCUGUGUUAAGAAAUGCCCGUUUGAAGCAAUUCAGAUCAUUAACUUGCCUAAGGAUUUGGAUAAAGACACAACCCAUCGUUAUGGCCCCAAUACCUUUAAAUUGCACAGGUUACCAGUUCCGAGGCCUGGGCAAGUUCUUGGCUUGGUUGGAACAAAUGGUAUUGGCAAGUCCACUGCUCUCAAAGUUCUGGCUGGAAAACUCAAACCAAAUUUGGGUCGUUUCAAUAACCCUCCUGAUUGGCAGGAAAUUUUGACUUACUUUCGAGGAUCUGAACUUCAGAAUUACUUUACCCGUAUCCUAGAGGAUAAUUUGAAGGCCAUCAUAAAGCCUCAGUAUGUUGACCACAUUCCGAGAGCAGUUCAAGGCAAUGUCGGGCAAGUGCUUGACCAAAAAGAUGAGAGGGACCGGAAGGCAGAUCUUUGUCGUGAUCUUGAACUGAACCAGGUCAUAGAUCGUAAUGUGGGGGAUUUAUCAGGUGGAGAGCUCCAAAGAUUUGCUAUUGCUGUUGUUGCAAUACAGAAUGCAGAGAUAUAUAUGUUUGAUGAGCCUUCAAGUUAUCUUGAUGUCAAACAGAGGCUCAAAGCUGCCCAAGUUGUUCGAUCUUUGCUCAGGCCCAACAGCUAUGUAAUUGUGGUGGAGCACGAUCUUAGCGUCUUGGAUUAUUUAUCGGACUUCAUUUGCUGCUUGUACGGGAAACCGGGUGCAUAUGGAGUGGUAACCCUUCCCUUCUCUGUGAGAGAAGGUAUCAAUAUAUUCUUGUCUGGGUUUGUUCCUACAGAAAAUCUACGAUUCCGGGAUGAAUCUUUAACCUUCAAGGUUGCUGAGACUCCACAGGAGAGUGCUGAGGAGAUUCAAACAUAUGCACGAUACAAAUACCCAACCAUGAGUAAAACUCAGGGCAAUUUCAAGCUUCGUGUCGUUGAGGGUGAAUUUACUGACUCUCAGAUUGUAGUGAUGCUAGGUGAGAAUGGGACAGGGAAGACGACAUUUAUCCGCAUGCUGGCUGGUUUAUUGAAACCUGAUACUGUAGAAGGUUCUGAAGCUGAGAUACCUGAGUUCAAUGUUUCUUACAAGCCCCAGAAGAUCAGUCCCAAAUUUCAAUCCAGUGUCAGACAGUUGCUGCAUUCUAAGAUACGUGAUUCGUAUAUGCAUGCUCAGUUUGUUUCAGAUGUCAUGAAACCACUUCUUAUUGAGCAAUUGAUGGAUCAAGAAGUAGUAAAUCUGUCUGGUGGAGAGUUGCAAAGAGUUGCAUUAUGCCUAUGCCUUGGAAAGCCAGCUGACAUUUAUCUGAUAGAUGAACCGAGCGCGUAUCUGGAUUCAGAGCAGCGUAUUGUUGCUUCGAAAGUCAUCAAGAGGUUUAUCCUACAUGCAAAGAAGACUGCAUUUGUGGUGGAGCAUGAUUUUAUAAUGGCAACAUACCUGGCUGAUAGAGUUAUCGUGUAUGAGGGAAAGCCUUCUGUGGAUUGUACUGCAAAUUCUCCUCAGUCAUUAUUGACUGGGAUGAAUCUCUUCUUAUCUCAUCUGGAUAUCACAUUUAGGCGAGACCCCACUAAUUUCCGGCCAAGAAUCAACAAAUUGGAGUCGACUAAGGAUAGGGAGCAGAAAUCUGCUGGGUCAUAUUAUUAUCUGGAUGAUUGA
Messenger RNA from Dovyalis caffra, 1818 nucleotides. Lineage: Eukaryota; Viridiplantae; Streptophyta; Magnoliopsida; Malpighiales; Salicaceae. The record is from the annotation of a GenBank genome assembly.